Messenger RNA from Musca vetustissima, 1711 nucleotides. It is a transcript of the gene PH4alphaEFB, whose product is annotated as prolyl 4-hydroxylase subunit alpha-1. Gene Ontology annotation, biological process: peptidyl-proline hydroxylation to 4-hydroxy-L-proline. Gene Ontology annotation, molecular function: L-ascorbic acid binding; procollagen-proline 4-dioxygenase activity; iron ion binding. Lineage: Eukaryota; Metazoa; Arthropoda; Insecta; Diptera; Muscidae. The coding region runs from base 1 to 1671 and encodes 556 amino acids. The transcript is spliced from 8 exons. The record is from RefSeq and is a predicted model, not a curated record. Gene Ontology annotation, cellular component: endoplasmic reticulum.
AUGCUGCAACAACGAAAACAAAUCUCCCUACUGCAACUGCUAAUGGGGCUAUAUUUUGUGAUAUGUUCCAUACAACUAUGUCGAAGCGAGGUCUACACAUCCCUGGCCGACAUGGAGGAGCUAUUAGAGACUGAAACUGUAUUAAUAAGUAAUUUAGAGGGUUUUAUUAAGGUCGAACAAGAGAAGCUGGAUUAUUUGAAAACAAAGAUGCAAGAAUACCAAAGAGAACAUGCCGAGGCUGCCAUGGAUGUUUCGGCAUAUGUAUCGAAUCCUAUCAAUGCAUAUUUAUUAACAAAACGUCUAACGACCGAUUGGAAACAAGUAGAAAACUUAAUGGCCCAUGAUGUGGGUGCAGAAUUCCUUAGUAACAUAUCCAAUUAUCGCAGCAUUCUGAAAUUCCCCUCAGAAGAAGAUUUAAAUGGAGCUGCUGUGGCAUUAAUGCGUCUGCAAGACACCUAUAAUUUGGAUACAUCAAGUUUGGCUCGGGGUGAAUUGAAUGGAGUGCAAUAUAGUACUGAAAUGUCCUCCGACGAUUGUUUCGAAUUGGGUCGCCAGUCAUAUGUGAAUCAUGAUUAUUAUCAUACUGUCUUGUGGAUGAAUGAGGCCAUGACCCGUAUGUCAUAUGAGCCACGUAACCGUUCAUUGGCUUUCUCCAAAGCUGAUAUUUUGGAAUAUUUGGCCUUCUCGACUUACAAACAAGGCGAUGUGGAAAGCGCUCUAUCUAUGACAAAUGAAUUGUUGCAACUGCUACCCACGCAUGAACGUGCCAAUGGCAAUAAAGUUUACUAUGAAAAGGAGCUGAAAGAGCUAUCUGCCAAGAAAAAGGUCAAAGGUGAUGACGGCAGUGAUGAAACACCCAAAUCGGAUUUGCCCAUUGCCAAGGCCGAACCAUCAAUAUACGACUACACUGAACGCAAAGCCUAUGAGCUGCUGUGCCAAGGCAAACUGAAGCCCACACCAGAUCAGUUGAGACCAUUGCGUUGCCGUUAUGUUGACAAUAAUGUGCCCUUCUUGAAAAUAGGUCCCAUGAAAUUGGAAGAAGCCUCAAAGGAUCCCUAUAUUGUCAUCUAUCAUGACGCUAUGUUUGAUUCGGAAAUUGAAUUAAUUAAGAAAAUGGCUAGACCACGUUUCCGUAGAGCUACCGUGCAAAAUGCCAUUACUGGAGAAUUGGAAACCGCUAAUUAUCGUAUUAGUAAAUCGGCUUGGUUGCGUACCGAAGAAUCUCCCGUUAUUGCUAAUAUUGUUCAGCGUACCGAAGAUAUGACCGGAUUGGAUAUGUUAUCCGCUGAGGAGUUGCAAGUUGUUAACUAUGGCAUCGGUGGUCAUUAUGAACCACAUUUCGAUUUUGCAAGACGUGAAGAAGUACGUGCCUUCCAGGGUUUGAAUACUGGUAAUCGCAUUGCCACAGUAUUAUUCUAUAUGAGCGAUGUUGAGCAGGGUGGUGCCACCGUAUUCACAGCCAUCAAUACCGCCUUGUGGCCCAAAAAGGGAACAGCAGCUUUCUGGUAUAAUUUGCAUCGUUCCGGCGAUGGUGAUUAUCGUACACGACAUGCAGCUUGUCCUGUAUUGACUGGAUCGAAGUGGGUUUCCAACAAAUGGAUCCACGAAGCCCGCCAAGAAUUCAGACGCCCCUGUGAUUUGGAACCUGAUCAUGGCGAAUUUGCCAUAUAGUGCAAUUCCUCAUAUUGUUUAAUUUUAAAUAUAUUUUAAA